AUGUUCAUGCACCCUCUAGGCGGACGCGACCAGACCCCCGAGAAUGAGGGAGACGAGGACUACGUCCUCUCGGACACUGAGAUGGCGUCGGUCUCGUCGGGUGAUGAAGGUUCCCUCUCUGCCAUCGACACCGAGGACAGUGAGGGCGACGAGGAUGAGAGUGAGGAGAGUGACUCUGAAGAGAGCAAGAGCAAGAAGGGGGCCAAGAAGAACGGCAACAAGAACAAGAACAAUAAGCUCAACAAGAAGGCCACGUCUAGCCAGGGCCAGAAGAAGGCGCGCAAAUACGGGUCGGGCGCCCACAAGUGCAAGGUCAAGGGAUGCUCUCGCAGCUUCCCCAGCGCUGCCAAGCCGAUGCGCCAGGCGACGUGA
Apiotrichum porosum is the source of this 372-nucleotide messenger RNA. RefSeq lists its product as uncharacterized. The record is from RefSeq and is a predicted model, not a curated record. The transcript has a single exon. The coding region runs from base 1 to 372 and encodes 123 amino acids. Lineage: Eukaryota; Fungi; Basidiomycota; Tremellomycetes; Trichosporonales; Trichosporonaceae.